Molecule: messenger RNA, 414 nt
Organism: Bipolaris victoriae FI3
Lineage: Eukaryota; Fungi; Ascomycota; Dothideomycetes; Pleosporales; Pleosporaceae
Exons: 1
Coding region: 1-414 (137 amino acids)
Source: RefSeq, a predicted model, not a curated record
AUGGACGGCCCACCGCAGACGGGGGCCGUGCGCCUGCCUUUGGUGACAGCAGGAGCGAGGGAAGGCGGGGCCCGUGUGUUUGGCCGGCACGCCACGCCCGCCCCAACAGUGGAUGAGAGGAGGGCCCGGGCGCACAGACGCGGGCCCAAGGCUCGAUUGGCAGAUGGACAAGCAUUGUUCCAAGAAUUGAAGCUGCUUUGUUCCUUGGACCGUUGGGCAAGCCUAGUCGGCGGCUGGGUCGUGGCUGGAGUCGCGCCGAAUGCCUUCUUUUUUGCCUGCCUUCCCCCCGUCUGCCAUUGGACGCCAACACUCUGCGACAACGCAGGUGCUGGGAAACCACCCAACGGCGGCCCAGCAUUCUCCCACCCAUUCCCAGCCUCUCUGCACCUCUGCCAGGCACCACAUCAUCAAUGA